AUGGAAGAAGCCCUAUAUUUCGUAUCUAAAGUUCUUGACAUCCCAGAAGCUGAGAAAAAAUUGGCAGCAGAUCGCCAUGUUUUCCUAGAUCAUCUGGUCCAGACCAUCCACCAAGUAAUUCCUUAUCAAAAUAUAACUUUACUCUCACUGAAACCGGAACAUCGUCACAUACCAACAUGGACUGAAAUUAAAGAAGCCAUGAUGAUUAAACAAGGAGGAACGUGUUACAUUCUCAAUGUCUUUGUGAAAUAUUUGCUUCAAGCUUUGGGUUUUGACGUAUAUCAUGCUGCAUCGGAAUUCGGUUUCCCAAACAAUCAUAUUACUACAAUUGUUCGAAACUUAUCGUCAGAUGGCGCUAAACAUCUGGUGGAUUUCAACGGCUUCCCAUCGUUCAAAGCUAUCCCAUUAGAUUUCAAAGAAGAAUCACCGGUUUAUAGCAUGUCAUUUCUCACAUUUAAAUUUGUUCGCGAAGGAAAUUUAAUAAUACGAGUUCACAAAACUUUAGAACCUCAUUGCCCUAAGAAUCUGAGCGAAUCAGAAGGUUGGGCUCACUAUUUUACUAUAGAUCCUGAACCUCGAGAUCUUUCUUACUUUGAAGAAGACAUGACUAAAGUGUACACCGUGCCAGGAGUCAACUCUCAAAUCUUAGAAAAUUUAAUGUUUGUUAGUUUUCCUGGACUCCAACUUUGCGGUAUAAAAAAUAAGUUUGAGCUCUCAGAAGGAGACAACCAUAAAAUUAACUACAAACAAAUUUCAUCUAAGUCCGAAAUGGUCCAGUCAAUUAUUAACAAACAUUCACAAUUUCCUGAAGAUAAGAUCGUCUCAGCAAUUGACAGGAUAAAUUUGUUUACUAUUUAA
This is a messenger RNA of Limulus polyphemus (Atlantic horseshoe crab), 858 nucleotides long. RefSeq lists its product as uncharacterized. The record is from RefSeq and is a predicted model, not a curated record. The transcript has a single exon. Gene Ontology annotation, molecular function: acetyltransferase activity. NCBI's taxonomy places the organism in Eukaryota, Metazoa, Arthropoda, Merostomata, Xiphosura, Limulidae. The coding region runs from base 1 to 858 and encodes 285 amino acids.